Anas platyrhynchos (mallard) is the source of this 4519-nucleotide messenger RNA. Lineage: Eukaryota; Metazoa; Chordata; Aves; Anseriformes; Anatidae. The record is from RefSeq and is a predicted model, not a curated record.
AGACAUCAUACAAAUCCAGUGGGCACAGAGUGGAGGUGGAAGAUGGACCAAGCUGAAAUGAUCUUGCAGGAGGCUAUUGAGAACCAUCAGAAUAUGAUUAAGCAGUUCCAAGGUAGGACCUGAGUUCAAAAUCGUCACUUACAUUCACCUUGAAAAAAGCCACGUGCUGUUUCAGAUGAUGACUGGGUUUGCCUGCAGUUUGUGAUGGAGCACAGGCAGAGUGAUGGACUAGAUUGCGUUGUUGAAGAGGGAGAGAGUGUAGAGGGAAGAUGGAUUGCAGCUGGGCUCCGUGGGCUGCUCCAAUGACACCGGUCAAGUUUCCAGCUGGGUGCUGUGCACAUCUGCCAAGGAGUUUGAAUGCUGAUCCCAGUGUAGAGCAGAGAAUUUGAGCUGCUGGAGAAGAAAAGCAUGGGGAAAAUGUCUUCGUCUUCAUGGCUCUUGAGUCUGGAGUGGCAGGAGUAAAAGCAGAUCGUUUUGAGGAAGCAAUGACAGCAAAGCACUGCGCGCUGUCACUGGUGGGAGAGCCCAUCAUGUACCCGGAGAUCAACCGCUUCCUGAAGCUCCUGCACCAGCACAAUAUCUCCAGCUUCGUGCACAGCCCUGGCACUCUCCAGUGCUGCUGCCUGCUGCUGCUCCCUGGUGUCAAUGCUGCUUCUUGCUCUCUCGCCAGGGAUCUCCGCAGGGCAAAUGACCAUACUGUCUGCUGGAGACAGGUACCAUCAGCAGUACUUCGUCUGCAGCAACGCCCUGGAUGAAGUUAUGAAGGCCCAAAACCUUGCGGUUACAAGUGAAGUGAUUGUCUCGCCCACCUGCUGGGAGCUGUGUGAACAGGAACAGAUCCAGACCAGGCUUCUUGGUGGCAAACGGGUUCUGAAGGUUCAGAGGACGGAGCACAUGUCUGGAUCAGAACGCGAAGAUGCUGCAGGCCAGUUUGACCAACACGCGAAGAUGCGGCGUUUGGAAAGGCUAAGGCACCAAAGGCCACCUUUUCACGUGUCCAAUGAUCCUAAAGCGGCAGCAAAGAUGCAGAAGUACAUACCAGAAGCUGCUCUCAGGAAGCUGGACGUGGAUAUGCCGCUGCACCUGUGGUCUGAGCUACGGCCAGUCACCAGCCUCUUUAUCCAGCUGCGGUUUUCUGCAAAUGCCGACAUACUGGAUCUUCAGAGGGGCCUCUGUGAUGCCACCAGGAUGAUUUCAACAAUCAUCAGUCCUCACAAGGGCGAAAUCAACAAAAGCCUUCUGUUUGAUAAGGGCUGCACAUUCCUCUGUGUGUUCGGAAUGUCUGGAGCAAAGCUGCAUCACGAGAGCACCCAUGCCUUGGACAGCGCUCUUCAGAUCUUCAGCACGUGCUCCACGUCGUUGAGGAAUCUUGAGGCAAUGUCUAUUGGGGUCACCAGCGGGACGAUGUUCUGCGGCCUCUGUGGCCAUCCGGAGAGGGCUGAACAUACAGUGAUUGGCCAUAAGGCGAAUUUGGGUGCCCGCUUGAUGGUGCACUACCCCAGGCUGGUGUCCUGUGAUGAAGACACCUACAAGGCUUCUCGCCUGCCCAGUUACCUCUUCAAGGAGUUGCCGAAGACAGCGUUGAAAGGUGUUACAGAUCCCGGCCCUGUCUAUCAAUAUGUGGGGAUCACUGACAAGUGCAUCUUUGACACGGAUCGUACCAAGAGGUCAGACUGUGGCCCCUUGCUGGGUUGGGAGGUGGAGAUUGACCUCUUUGAACGCAGCUUGAAGGCCUACGAGACUUUGGGACAGCUGCGCAUCCUGGCGUAUGCAGGCAUUCUGGGCUCUGGAAAGAGCCGCUUACUUACUGAGCUGGCCUUUCUGGGCCAGGCCACUGGGCACAGGGUUGUCACCAUGGAACUGACCGAGGCCAACAUGAGGCAGCACUUCUCUGCCAUCCGUAUGCUGGUGGCCAGGGCCCUGGGACUGCAGGCAGGUGAAACGUGCGAGGACUGGCAGCGCACCCUGCAGGCCAAGCUCCAAGGGGUGAUAGAAGAGAGCAGAUAUUGCCUCCUCAACAACAUUUUCCUCGUCAAGUUUGCCAUCUCAGACAAGGUUCGCCAGAUGCGUGACCUUCAAAUGAAAAGGGAGUUGCAGAAGACUUGUAAGAAAGUGCUACAGAAGACCCUUGGAGGAGAAUUUGGCAUAUUUGUCAUCGACAACGCCCACUUCAUCGACCCUGCCUCCUGGACUGUCAUGUGGCCCGUGCUCCAAAGCGUCACGCUCUUUAUGGUGAUGAGCUUAGCUCCUGGCCACGAGAGAACGGAGAGCUUUUUCAAAGCUGCAGCAGACAGCACAACGUCCCAGAGAAUCAGCUGUCUUCAUCUGGAAGAGCUGAAACCUGCAGCUGUGGUGCAGAAAGUCUGCCAGGACCUUGGAGUGGUCAGCAUCCCCAGGGAUCUAGCAAGGUUCCUGAUCCAAAGAAGCUCUGGCAUCCCAUAUUACUGUGAGGAACUGCUGCACUGCCUGCGUCGCAACAACAUGCUCUUGUUCAGCACUGGGAAGCAGGACAAAAAAGUAGAGGACAACUGGGAGGGCUUGAUCGCUUCAGCAGUCGAGGCUUCGCUCAUUGUCUCAGCCACCUCAAGCUCCAGUGCUGGGAAUAACAGUGGCAGGGUCUGCACUAUCAGAGCAGACGUCAGCCUGGAGACCACCGUGCUGCCAGCCGCCUUGAAAGAGAUUGCACUGGCUGAGCUGGACCGGAUCACGCUGCAGAAGCAGAUGGUUUUGAAGUUUGCAGCCAUCAUAGGGCCAGUGUUUACCACCCAGCUGCUGGCUCACAUCCUUCCCACUUGUACCAGGCAGCACAUGAAUUAUUGGUUGGACGGGCUGGUGAGCGACAACAUCCUUAAGUGGCUGAAGGACACAGGGGUGCCCAGAGACAUCCAAGAUGCUCGAGAGGGGCCGGCCACCUCUCAGCAGGCAGGGAGCGGGGUGGAGAGGCCGUCUACAAGCAAGGAGACCACGGAGCAGCAGGCUGGCGUUCUGGCCUUCUGUGCCCCACUGCUGCAGGAGGCAGCCUACGAGCUGUGGCCCAAGAGACAGAGGGCCAGCACGCAGUGCAAGUGUGCUGCCUUCCUGGAGAAGCACGCGCACAAAUGCCAGAGCUGCCAAGGAGGGGACUUUGUGGCCUUCCACCGCUUCACCGUCCCCAGUCCCCAGGACAGGGAAAACUGCCAGGGCUCUGCUGCCGAGGAUGACUGGCACAGCUGGGAGGCCUUGGUGCUCGCUGGAGAACAGCUGAAGAAGGACAGGACUCACAUCCCUGAAGGUAGUGCAAAUGCCCUGCAGCCGCAGCAGGCUUUCUCGGAGGAGGAGUUCAGAGCGUCAGAGCUUUUUCCACCAGAGGGCAAAUGGACAACUGCGCAGCCCAGCAGGACCAAAGAGAAGGACAGUGGAAAGUGUUCCUGCAAAUGCGAAGCCGUCAUUGAAUCAGUGCUUGUGCCUUUGGCUCGCCACUAUGUGGCAACAGGCAAUGCUUCCCGAGCCUUCUACUACCUGCUGGAGUGUGCGGCUGGCUACCUGCACGUCUCCAACAGCUACAUGGCCCUUAUGAAGCUCAGCGAAGCAGAGGUCCUGAGGAACUCCAUGGGGAAGACAGCAACUGUGUUAGACUGCUUUGAGAAGGCGACCUUCUUCAGCCUCAAAGCGGAGGAGGAAGAAGCUAGCCUGGAUGCUUCAGCAGACCCGCUGCCUCUCCUUACUGGGGCGCCUCUACAGCCUGGAGGGCACAUCAGGAGGACGGAGCUUCUCCCGCCCGGCAGCUCGCAUGAAAGCCAACGUGGACAGGAGAAUGGACUCCUUAAAGGAAGAAGACUCCCACCCCAACAACUGCCUUUCCAUCCCUGCUUUUCUCAGUGUGUCUUAGUAAAACAUCUGUUCUCGUAUGGUGGUGGUUGUCAGGCCUUGCCAGGGAAGGUUCAGUUUGGAAAGAAGAAGCAAGUUCUCAGAAAAGGAGAGCUUGCUCCCCCAGCAAGAGGUGCGGGGCACUGAAGCAGGCCCGUCAGCACAAGCUGCCUUACCAGGGAGGCGGUCUAAAGGCUCCCUCGGAACCUGUGUGGGCACCUGGAGAGAUACAGCAUGGGCAGGAUGGGACGUUGGAAGCUGCCAUAGUGCAGAGCGAGCAGAGGAGGGGAGGGCCACGGUGGGGGGGGGGUGCUCCAGAGUCCCUGCAGGGUCAGGUGGGCUGCUCCGUCCCGAGGCGUGCUGGGAGCUGUAGUUCUGCGGUGCCAGGCGGCCACAUGGGCUCCGGGGUGCCGGCCCAGGUCCUUGCUGCGCUUGAUCGUUGGGCUGCUUCUCGUUGUGAAACAUGGGAUUAGAAAUUAGAGAGCAAUGGACUAAGAAUGAAUAUGUAGGCAACACUCCUUGCUUAAUAUGUGCUACUGAGAUGGGGAAGAUGCUAAAACUUCUCCAAAUAAAUAUUUACAGAAUCACAGAAUUUGUAGGUUGGAAGAGACUUCAAGAUCAUCGAGUCCAACCUCUGACCUAACGCUAACAGUCCUCCGCUAAACCAUACCCC